AUGCCGCUCUACUCUAAAUUUAUGAAGGAUAUGCUAACCCGAAAGAGCAAGUACAUACAUAGUGACACCAUAGUUGUGGAAGGAAACUAUAGUGCUAUGAUUCAACGCAUUCUUCCACCUAAGCAUAAGGAUCUAGGCAGUGUCACUAUUCCUUGCUCGAUCGGUACUGUCUCAGUGGGAAAAGCUCUUAUUGAUUUAGGAGCAAGUAUUAAUUUGAUGCUGCUCUCUAUGUGUCGGAGGAUAGGAGAGCUGGAGAUAAUGCCCACAAGAAUGACUCUGCAGUUAGCAGACCACUCCAUCACCAGGUCAUAUGGAGUAAUAGAGGAUGUUUUGGUCCAAGUGAAGAACUUUACCUUCCCAGCUGAUUUUGUUAUUAUUGACAUUGAGGAGGAUGCCCAGAUCCCUUUGAUAUUGGGGCGUCCAUUCAUGUCAACUGCCAGUUGUGUAGUGGAUAUGGGGAAGAAGAAGUUAGAGAUGGGAAUUGAAGAUCAAUAG
This is a messenger RNA of Glycine soja, 495 nucleotides long. RefSeq lists its product as uncharacterized. Lineage: Eukaryota; Viridiplantae; Streptophyta; Magnoliopsida; Fabales; Fabaceae. Gene Ontology annotation, molecular function: aspartic-type endopeptidase activity. Bases 1 to 495 code for a protein of 164 amino acids. The record is from RefSeq and is a predicted model, not a curated record. Gene Ontology annotation, biological process: proteolysis. The transcript has a single exon.